Messenger RNA from Myotis davidii, 471 nucleotides. RefSeq names its product leukocyte-associated immunoglobulin-like receptor 2. The transcript is spliced from 2 exons. The record is from RefSeq and is a predicted model, not a curated record. NCBI's taxonomy places the organism in Eukaryota, Metazoa, Chordata, Mammalia, Chiroptera, Vespertilionidae. Bases 1 to 471 code for a protein of 156 amino acids.
AUGGUUUUCCUGCUCUGUUUCCUCCCAGGGGCCCUGCUCAAACCCUCCCUCAGGGCCGAGCCAGGUCCUGUCAUCCCCCGGGGAGGGCCUGUGACCUUCCUGUGCCGGGGCCCAGUGGGAGCUAAGUCAUUCCGCCUGGAGAAAGAUGGAAGAACUGUAAGCUCUGAUCAGAAGCAUGUGUCUCAAGAUGGUUCGCAGGGGACAGAGGCCAGAUUCCACUUCCCCUCUGUGAGUGAAGACAUUACUGGGCGUUAUAGCUGCCUCUACCAACAUGUGUUUGAUAUCUGGUCUGGGCUCAGUGAGAGCCUGGAGCUGCAGGUGACAGAGGAGGACUACUCCACUCCACCCACAGGCCCCACCUCCCGGGAUUACACGGGGGGCCUGGCGGGCAUGGUCUUGCUGAUCCUGGUGGCCAUUCUGGUGGAAGCUGGGCUCAGCCAGCGCAGGGCCCCACAGGGACCACAGGAGUAA